ACGAGCGCACAGAUGUGCAGCAGCAGCAGCAGCACGGCGCGAGCAGUUGGCGGUUACUUCCUGGUUCCGAGCAACAGAUGAAGCAGCAGCUCCGGUUCUAACUCCAGCUCUGCCGCGAUGGUCGAGACUCCGGCUGGCUGUGUGUUCGAAGACAUCCAGCAUGAAGACAUCCAAGUUGAAGCGGCGGUGGGACGAGGGACGUUCGGAGUGGUCUUCAAAGCGGUGUGGAAGGGCAAAGACGUGGCCAUCAAGACCAUCGAGAGCGACAAUGAAAGGAACGCGUUCCUCGUUGAGCUACGCCAGCUCUCCAGGGUGAACCAUCCCAACAUCGUCAAGCUGUAUGGCUCCUGUGACAAACCAGUCUGUCUGGUCAUGGAGUAUGCAGAAUGUGGCUCUUUAUACAAUCUCCUGCACAGUGCAGAUCCACAGCCCCACUACACAGCAUCUCAUGCAAUGAGCUGGUGUCUGCAGUGUGCCAAGGGAGUUGCCUAUCUUCAUGCAAUGAAGCCAAAGGCCUUAAUUCACAGGGACCUCAAACCUCCAAAUCUGCUCCUUGUGGCUCAUGGUACUGUGCUGAAGAUAUGCGACUUUGGAACAGCUUGUGAUAUUCAGACCUACAUGACCAACAACAAAGGCAGUGCAGCCUGGAUGGCACCAGAGGUAUUUGAAGGCAGCAACUACAGUGAAAAAUGUGAUGUCUUCAGUUGGGGCAUUAUCCUGUGGGAGGUCAUCACACGCAAGAAACCCUUUGACGAGAUUGGUGGCUCUGCAUUCUGCAUAAUGUGGGCUGUUCACAGAGGUACACGACCUCCUCUGAUCAGAGAUCUGCCAGAGCCCAUCGAGACUCUGAUGACCCGCUGCUGGGACAAAGAACCCAGCCAGAGGCCAUCUAUGAAUGAGGUCAAAAACACCAUGAGCCACCUCAUGAAGUACUUCCCAGGCUCUGAUGAACCACUCAGCCUCCCUCACCAGUCUUCACCCAGCAAAAGUGGCUCAUCAUCAGCCACAAGCACAGGCUCGUAUGCUGACGGCACCAUGAACAGUAACAGGAGUGAUGACAACACAGAACGCAGAAACUCAGUUGGCAGAGACGAAACCCUUAAAAGCUUUGAGUCAAAAUUCCCACUUCAGAUAAAAACCUCAAAGACUGCUGGACUCCGUACUGGUCUCUCCAAGGUGUCCAGUGUAGACAAUCAGCCAGGGCGCGCCCAAAGCCCAUCCUACUCCACCAGUCCUGUAAGAAUGACUAUGAGUCCAACAGCUACCAAUGGAUUCGACAGCUACAUUCCCAUGGAUUGCCUAAAACUGGAUCACCAGCUACAGCCUCUGGCUCCAUGUCCAAACUCCAAGGAGUCUAUGGCUGUGUUUGAGCAGCACAUCAGGGUGGCUCAGGAGUACCUUAAAGUCCAGUCAGAGAUCGCUCACCUUGUUCAGACAAAACAGGAGCUAAUGUCUGAGCUGGAGCAGGACCAGAGGGAGCAGCUGACUUCAUCUCGACUCAUCGAGGAACAUAGCAAGCUGCUGGAGGAAAACAGCAACUUGUCAGCCCACUGCCAGGGCCUGAAGAGCAAACUGAGCCUGAUCAAGAGUCAGAACCAGCACCACAGCUAGGACAGAUGGAUGGGCUGAAGCAGACAAGCCACUUCUCUGCUUUUGUCUUUUCCAUAGUAUUUUCAGCACUGCCUUUUUCUGUGAGGGAUCAGAAGAAUCAUUUUAUUGACUGACCAUAUAUUAGUGAGAAGAAAAUAAGACUCGCUGCAUAACAGGUAUUAAGAUAACAUUAGAAUUCUAUUGUUAGUUGAGUUUAUAGCCUUUAAAGUGUAUUCUAAUGUUUUGUAAUAAAUUAUAAACUAAUGGUGAGAUAUGACACACUUUGAAGGUGCUGUCUAUAACAUUGACAACCACUGGAUGUCACUGGAGCACCAGCAUCUCAGCCUACAACAAAGGGGUGCAUCAGCCCCACCGCCUCUCCUUCCUUCAUAUUUCAUUCACAGCUAGAAAAGUUGUGAGCACAAGAGCCAACAAAAAAAUCCAAAACAAUUAGUCCACACUAGCAUUAUAAAAUGUAUGGAACAGCCGUGAUGAGUUAUUUACUGUCAAAAAGAAACACACAAAGUACAAAGAGCAGAAAAAUUCAGUUGUAGGAACUCUCACGCGGAGCUAGAAUGAACUGACUGUAUAUAUAUAUGUAUAUAUAUAUUUGAUAAAUAAAAUACUUUUGUGGCAUCAGCUGAUUGCACUUUUCAGCGUGGUGUGGGAGGUCACGCAGUCUUUUGAGAAACGUGGGGAGGGAUUGACAUGCAUGUGCAACUGGAUACAGAGCACAGACUGCAACAUGCAGAGAGGGAGCAGGACUUCAGUCUCCACUAAAGACGCCAUUACCCCAUUUUGUCUUGAUGUGGCAGAUAGCUGUUUGCUGCUAUAUUAAUGUUCAAAAUCUCACGGAAAACAUUUCAGCCGCUGAUUAGUGUUAGUCUGUAUUUUGUGGAUUAAAUUGACCCAUAAGGGACCUACACGUU
This is a messenger RNA of Stegastes partitus (bicolor damselfish), 2519 nucleotides long. RefSeq names its product mitogen-activated protein kinase kinase kinase 7-like. The coding region runs from base 118 to 1611 and encodes 497 amino acids. NCBI's taxonomy places the organism in Eukaryota, Metazoa, Chordata, Actinopteri, Pomacentridae. Gene Ontology annotation, molecular function: ATP binding; MAP kinase kinase kinase activity. The transcript has 14 exons. Gene Ontology annotation, biological process: JNK cascade; positive regulation of canonical NF-kappaB signal transduction; protein phosphorylation. The record is from RefSeq and is a predicted model, not a curated record.